AUGGCAAAACUAACUCCUUCAUCAACUAUCAAGCUGAAUAAUGGUGCUCAGCAUCCCGUUAUCGGACUAGGGACAUAUUUACUCAAAGACAGUGCAUCUAUAGCACAAGCGAUAAACACAGGCUACAAGGCACUAGAUACGGCCUGCUUUUACCACAAUCACAAGGAAUUUGGCAAAGGAGUGCGUGAUUCUGGAGUACCACGUGAGAGUCUAUACCUCAUUUCCAAAGUAGAUCCAUGGACUGGGACAGUGCGCAAUGCACGACAAUCUAUCCUGCAGUCGCUACAAGAUGCGCAGGUCGGCUAUUGGGACCUAGUUUUGGUCCACUCGCCAAGCGGCGGGAAGAGUGUGAGAAUGGGUGCGUAUCAGGAGCUUUCGACAUUAGUGGAAGAGGGCAAAAUACGCUCAUUGGGAGUGUCAAAUUAUGGAGUUAAACACAUCGAGGAGUUGCUCAACUCGAAACCUAAAUACACACCGGUGGUUAAUCAGGUAGAGGUCCACACUAUGCAUUCUAACAGUGAGGUCGUGGAGUGGUGUAAGAAGCAGGGUAUCCUCGUACAGGCUUACUGUCCACUAGCGAGAUGUAGGUCGUUGAAAGAUGAGAGGAUUGGGAGCGUCGCUGAGAAGCACGGCGCUACGAAUGCACAAGUGAUGCUGGCGUGGUUGAUCGGUAGGGGUUUGGUGCCCCUGCCAAAAUCAGGCAACAAAGAAAGACAACAAGACAAUUUACAGAGCUUAAAAGUGGAAUUAAGCGAUGAGGAUAAUGCGCUACUAAACGGCUUAGACAUGGAAAUGGACGUAGAUGGGCAAUUUAUGAUACAAAGUAUGUGA
This is a messenger RNA of Wallemia ichthyophaga EXF-994, 831 nucleotides long. RefSeq lists its product as uncharacterized. Gene Ontology annotation, molecular function: oxidoreductase activity. The transcript has a single exon. Lineage: Eukaryota; Fungi; Basidiomycota; Wallemiomycetes; Wallemiales; Wallemiaceae. The record is from RefSeq and is a predicted model, not a curated record. Bases 1 to 831 code for a protein of 276 amino acids.